AUUCACUUUGCUGUCACGCAACUCAACGCGGUACGCACCACAAUACGACUACAGGCUACACUCACUUUCAGCAUUCAGAGGUACAGUAGUAUUGUGUGCGUGUGUCUGGAGCGGACAUUGAUUUCCCUUUACACAACCAGCUGAAGAUUCACCCAUGGCCAAACGAAAACGAGAGGCUGUCAAGGAGCCUCCAGUCAAGUCAAUCAAGAAGAAUGGUGUUCUGAAAGCACCAAUACCAUCAGCUGCAGAGCAUGUUGAUCCUAAUGCCUCCUCGUCAUCACAAGAAACUGCUUCCAUACAAAUCGUGCUUGGAUCAUAUGAGCGCGCUCUGCAUGGCUUUACCGCUUCGAUACCAACCACACCCAAGAAAAACAGCUCCGAACCACAGGCCAACUUUCUAGACACGUUUCUCUUCAAUGCUCACACCUCAUCUGUCCGAUGUCUCGCCAUAUCACCGCCAUUUGGCUCCGACGAUUCCAAAGUCAUUCUGGCCAGUGGAAGUACUGACGAACGGAUCAACCUCUACCAGCUAUCUACCUCGCCUCCAGCGCCUCAGGACGGACCGUCAUUACCCUCCCUCUCCGGCAUCUCGACUGCUGAGAACCCGAAGAAUCGCGAGCUCGGAUCGCUUCUCCACCAUUCCUCCAGUAUCACGGCUCUCUACUUCCCCACCAAGUCAAAGCUUCUAUCCGCAUCAGAAGACAACACCGUAGCCAUCGCGCAGAGAACGCAGGACUGGACAGUAAUGUCCACGAUCAAGGCACCCAUCCCGAAAGCAGUCGGCCGGCCCAGCGGAGACACCCUGGCCCCCGGCGAAGUCCCCGCCGGCGUCAACGACUUUGCCGUGCAUCCCAGCAUGAAGCUCAUGAUCACCGUCGGCAAAGGCGAGAAGUGCAUGCGUCUAUGGAACCUCCUGACCACCAAGAAAGCCGGCGUGCUGAACUUCAGCCGCGAGCUCCUCCAACAGGUCGGCGAAGGAAAGCAUUCCAGCGGCGAGGGCCGCAAAAUCGCAUGGGACACCGAUGGCGAGGAGUACACAAUCUCCUUUGAGCGCGGUGCGGUGGUAUAUGGACUCGACUCCAAACCACGCGCCGUCAUCAUUCCCGCUCCGCGAACGAAGAUUCACCAAAUCCACUAUGUUCCAGGUACCACAGCACCCCUCCUCGCCGUCUCGACGGAGGACGGCAGAAUCGUCUUUUACGCAACGCAGGUGUCCGCGCCUGAAGACGAUACCGACAAGAACACCAACAACAACACCACCAACGACGACGACGACGACGACGCGAAACUACCGGAAUGUCGCCCUGUAGCGGAACUAGGCGGGCGCGCAGCCGGCAUCGCAGGACGAAUCAAGGACUUUGAGAUCAUCAGCCACGACACGGGCUCCAGCGCUGGUGAAGCGAGGAGCUAUUCGGUCAUCGCGGGCAGCAGUGAUGGCGCGGUGCGAAUCUGGAGCGUGGGCAGGAAGGAACUGGAUGCGAAGAUCUCGGGGGGUGGUGAGGUGGAGACUGCGGAGGCGAAUGGGGAGGAUCCGGGGGAUGAGGAGGAGGCUGGGGAGGAGGGCGUGGGCAUGGGCGUGGGCGUGCUUGUUGGGACCUAUGAGACUGGGCACCGGAUUACAUGCCUCAAGGCAUUUCUCAUGACGGGCCGGUCGGCUGAGGCGGGAGGUCAAGCGGUGGAUGUUGUCGACGAUGAUGCUCCUGGAGACGAGAGCAGUGUUAGCGAGUAAGUAGGUUCCCCAUACUCCAUACUCUCGUCACGGGAUCAUUCCAUUCCAUUCCAUUCAUUCUACAUGUGCAAAACACUCCGCUACUACACCACCCCCUCACGCACCCCAAACAACAUCAAUCCUCUCCCCCACAACCCUCGCAUUAAACCACUCCAACACCCUCACCCUCUCCCCCACCG
Pseudovirgaria hyperparasitica is the source of this 1908-nucleotide messenger RNA. Its product is annotated as WD40 repeat-like protein. The transcript is spliced from 2 exons. Lineage: Eukaryota; Fungi; Ascomycota; Dothideomycetes; Acrospermales; Acrospermaceae. Gene Ontology annotation, molecular function: protein binding. The record is from RefSeq and is a predicted model, not a curated record. The coding region runs from base 155 to 1729 and encodes 524 amino acids.